Messenger RNA from Lolium rigidum, 2372 nucleotides. Its product is annotated as ankyrin-2-like. Gene Ontology annotation, molecular function: protein phosphatase regulator activity; protein phosphatase 1 binding. Lineage: Eukaryota; Viridiplantae; Streptophyta; Magnoliopsida; Poales; Poaceae. The transcript is spliced from 3 exons. Gene Ontology annotation, cellular component: plasma membrane. The record is from RefSeq and is a predicted model, not a curated record. Bases 1 to 2181 code for a protein of 726 amino acids.
AUGGCGAUGAUGAUGCCGAGCAGCAGUGGCGAGGGACUAUCUAGCUUGCCCAUGGAGGCGAAUGCCGUGGUAGCGGUGUCGGUGGACCCCAAACUGAUGGUGACCGCAGACCGCGGUGACUGUCAGCAGCUGAAAGAUCUGCUGAGCAAAGAGGAUUCAACAACAAAGCCUCUCCCGGCAGUCACCAUGAACCCCCUCCUGCUAUCAUCGGCGUGCUCUGGCUCUUGGCAAGACUUGGAACAUCUUCUCAACAGUGGAAGCAGCCCAUCUGUCAGGUAUAACCAAAAAUUUCUUGACCUGCUAACGGCAUACAGCUCCGACAGCUGCAUCAACAAGAGCGCGUCGGCGCAGAAAGCUCCUGAGGAUGUUGAAGCAUCUCUGAACCAGCUGCCUUCGGUAUCUGCUUUGUCACUCCUGGAGGGGGUCACCAUUGAAGGGGGCACUGCAUUGCAUAUGGUGGCCACAUAUGGUGACAGCGAUGGCUUCUUGAGGAGCGCCGACAUCAUCCAUAGCAAGGCAAAACACCUUUUGUUUGUGCAAAACAACAAUGGCGACACGCCCCUGCAUUGCGCCUCACGGGCCGGGAUGUCUCGAAUGGUCUCUCAUCUCAUUGGACUGGCCAGCUGGGACGAGGAUAAUACAGGUGUUAACAAAGGGAAGGAACUGCUGGAAAUAGAAAAUAAGGAUAAGGAGACAGCAUUGCAUCAGGCAGUACGCAUUGGGAACAAUAGUAUAGUCAAGCUGCUUAUGAAGGAAAACUCAGAGUUGGCCAGUUUUCCGAAACAUGGCACUUCACCUCUGUACCUAGCCAUAUUGCUGGAAGAGGACAUCAUUGUUGAGACGCUUUAUAAUGCGAGUCACAUGAAGCUUUCUUACUCUGGGCAAAAUGGACAGAAUGCAUUGCAUGCUGCAGUUCUUCGAGGGACAGAGCUUACAAAAAAGCUCCUGGAAUGGAACAAUGAUCUCACUACACAAAGGGAUGAAAAUGGGAGUACGCCUCUCCAUUUCGCUGCAGCUCUUGUACAGCAAAGUCAUCGAGGAAGUGUAUGUUCACUAAUAUUGGAAGCUAACCCAGCUGCAUUGUAUCAAUCCGACAACAAAGGAUUAUUUCCAAUACACGUUGCUGCCUCUGUUGGCGAAAGAGGGACAAUCAUCAUGUUUCUUAAGAAGUCUACAAGCAGUGCUGGUUUGCAAGACACUAUGGGAAGGACAUUCCUUCAUAUAGCUGCUGAGAAUAAUAAAGUUCGGAUUGUCAGUUUUGUUUGCAGAAAUCAGUCAGUCUCAUGGAUUCUGAACAUGCAGGACUAUGCUGGAAACACUGCACUACACCUAGCUAUCCAGGCAGGGAGUCUUGUCAUGUUUUGUGCUUUGUUAGGGAAUCGGCAAAUACAUUUAAAUAUAUCAAAUAAGAAAGGGCAAACUGCUCUAGAUAUAUCGCGAUAUAAGAUUCCCCCAGGAUUGUUUGAUGAUCAGAAUAGUGAAACAAGAAUACAUUAUGCACUCAAAGUCGUUCAUGCUAGGAGUGGUAAUUGUCGUCGCGAUCACUUUGAGGAAAACUACAAUCACCAGUUAAAACAUACUCAAAGAGAAGAAUUGAAGAACAUGAAAGAAUCAACACAGACACUGUGUAUUGGUGCAGUUCUAGUUGCAACCGUGACAUUUGGUGCUACUUUCGCCCUUCCUGGAGGGUACAGAGAUGAUGAACAUACUAAUGGAGGCACACCAACACUUGCUGGGAGGUAUGCUUUUGAUGCAUUCAUACUAGCCAGCACAUUGUCCUUCAUCCUGUCUGCAAUGUCUAUCGUGGGCCUCAUGUAUUCAGGUUACUCUAUUUUAAACCCACACAGUCGCAGAAUUUACUUACUGGUAGCCUUAUAUUUUGCGUCAAUGUCGAUCACAUGCUUCAUGGUAGCUUUUGCACUAGGUUUGUAUAUGGUGCUAGCGCCAGUUGCUCAUAAGUCUGCCAUCACUAUCUGUGUCAUUAGCCCUCUUGUUAUCCUAUGCAACAAAACAGAAUUUUGGAUAAAGUGGGCUCUUUUAGCACGGCCGUUAUGCACUCGAAUUGGGCUAAUUCGCACAUUGGUAUUGGUAACAACAAGAAUACUAUUCAACACAUUGAUGGAAUUUUGGCCCAUUAUAUUCAUUUUUGUCUGGGCUGCAUAUACAAGGAACCAGUUCUAGAAAUGGAACCGAAUGAUACAACUACCGGCAACCCUGAUGAAGAUGCCUCAAAUACAACAUUUUUUGGGCGAGGUGUUUUCCUUUGGCCUGUUAGGGAUUUCGGAUUUAGUGUAGUCUCCAUAUUAUUUUUCUUGUCCAUCUUUUUUUAGAAAAAGUGUUUCGGUAAAUGUUAUGUAUCUUUUUGUUCAAGA